Colletotrichum phormii is the source of this 942-nucleotide messenger RNA. RefSeq names its product NmrA-like family protein. The coding region runs from base 1 to 942 and encodes 313 amino acids. The record is from RefSeq and is a predicted model, not a curated record. NCBI's taxonomy places the organism in Eukaryota, Fungi, Ascomycota, Sordariomycetes, Glomerellales, Glomerellaceae. The transcript is spliced from 7 exons.
AUGGUUCGAAUCGCAAUUGCCGGCGGCUCUGGAAACGUCGGACGAGAGAUUCUUGAUGCUUUGGUAGCUAGAGGCAAGCAUGAAAUCCUAAUUCUAUCCAGAAAGGAUGACCCCGCCACCAAUUUUGGCCCGGGAGUCAAAUGGGUCCAGACGAACUACGAUGACGUUGCCCACUUGGCUCAAGUGCUCGAGGGAGUUCAUACUGUUCUGUCUUUUGUUGCCGGGCCUGCCGAUCCGACGAAUGCCGCACAGAGGGCUACCCAGAAGAAUUUGAUCGAUGCCUCUAUCAAAGCUGGCGUUAGACGAUUUGCUCCUAGCGAGUGGGGUUCUUCCAAAUUCGAGCACAUGUUCUGGUAUGGCUUCAAGGAAGAGACUCGAAAGUACCUUGCUACCAUCAACAAAGAUAAGAAGGUCCUUGAAUACUGUCUGUUUCAGCCGGGACUGUUCACCAACUACAUGACGUACCCGUUCAACUCCUCCAAGCAUGUUCAGCUCUUCGAGACACCCUUCAACUUCUAUCAACGUCGCGCCCUGGUCGUCGGCGAAUGUGAAGACGCUAUCAUAACCUUCACUACCGCGCAGGAUUUGGCCAAAGUAGUUGCCUUAGCCGUGGAGUACGAAGGCGAGUGGCCUAUUAUCGGCGGGGUCCAAGGCGCCCAGGUGUCAAUCGCUCAACUCAUUGCACUAGGCGAGAAGAUCCGAGGCGGGCCGUUUGACGUGACCAAGCUCAAGGCCGAUGACCUCAAAGCUGGAGUCAACUUGGAUGCUGUCGCCCCUAGCAUGCUCUCGGGAAUGUUGCGGGGUAUUGUGGCUGGCAACUUGGAGUGCUCUGACGAAUGGAACCGUCUCUUGCCCGGGUAUGAGUUCACUCAGCCUGAAGACUUUCUGGCCACCGCGUGGUCGGAGAUUGAGGCGGGAGCCAAGAACACCUUCACGUCCUAA